Seriola dumerili (greater amberjack) is the source of this 4501-nucleotide messenger RNA. RefSeq names its product receptor tyrosine-protein kinase erbB-4-like. Gene Ontology annotation, cellular component: signaling receptor complex; basal plasma membrane. Bases 1 to 4206 code for a protein of 1401 amino acids. Gene Ontology annotation, biological process: protein phosphorylation; cell surface receptor protein tyrosine kinase signaling pathway; positive regulation of cell population proliferation. The record is from RefSeq and is a predicted model, not a curated record. Gene Ontology annotation, molecular function: ATP binding; transmembrane receptor protein tyrosine kinase activity; epidermal growth factor receptor binding. Lineage: Eukaryota; Metazoa; Chordata; Actinopteri; Carangiformes; Carangidae. The transcript has 27 exons.
AUGAGAACAAGCACAGCGCAGUAUGUCAGUGAGAAUAAGCGAGAAGUUUGCCCUGGCACAGAGAACAAGUUGAGCACUCUGUCUGACCUGGACCAGCAGUACCGCACCCUGAAGAAGCUCUACGAGAACUGUGAAGUUGUCAUGGGCAAUUUGGAGAUCACCAGCAUCGAUCGAAACCGCAACCUCUCCUUCCUCAAGUCGAUCAGAGAGGUGACCGGCUACGUGCUGGUGGCUCUGAACCAGUUUGACUACCUGCCGCUGGAGAACCUGCGGAUCGUCCGGGGCACCAAACUGUACGAGGAUCGCUACGCCCUGGCCAUCUUCCUCAACUACAGGAGGGACGGGUACUACGGCCUGAGACAGCUGGGCCUGCGCAACCUCACGGAGAUACUGAAUGGGGGUGUUUAUGUCGACCAGAACAAAUUCUUGUGCCAUGCGGACACCAUCCAUUGGCGUGACAUUAUCAAGAACCCCCAGGCUGAGCUGCUGGUGGUGCCGUCCAACAACAGCAACCUCGGAUGCAAACGAUGUCAUCGCACAUGUAAUGGACGCUGCUGGGGCCAUCAGGAAGACCAGUGCCAAACCUUGACAAAGACGGUGUGUGCAGAGCAGUGUGACGGUCGAUGCUUCGGGCCUUACGUCAGUGACUGCUGCCAUCGCGAGUGUGCCGGCGGCUGCUCAGGCCCCAAGGACACGGACUGCUUCGCGUGCACCAAUUUCAACGACAGCGGCGCAUGUGUGACCCAGUGCCCUCAGCCGUUUGUGUACAACCCCACGUCUUUUCAGUUGGAGCACAACCCCAGAGCCAAGUACACCUAUGGAGCCUUUUGCGUCAAGAAGUGCCCACAUAACUUUGUGGUGGACCACAGCUCCUGUGUUAGAGCUUGUCCCAGCAACAAGAUGGAAGUGGAGGAGAACCGCAUCAAGAUGUGCAUCCCCUGUACAGACAUCUGUCCUAAAGUGUGUGACGGCAUAGGAACAGGCAGCCUGCAGACGGCUCAGACAGUGGACGCCAGCAACAUUGAUAAAUUUGUCAACUGCACCAAAAUCAACGGCAACCUCAUCUUCCUCAUUACUGGCAUUAAAGGGGAUAUGUAUCAUGGUAUUGGACCUAUGGACCCUGAUCGCCUCAACGUGUUCCGCACUGUGAAAGAAAUCACAGGUUACCUCAACAUCCAGUCCUGGCCUGAGAACAUGACAGAUCUGAGUGUUUUUUCCAGCCUGGCAACAAUCGGAGGCAGAUCUCUCUACAGUGGAAGCGGUAUUUCUCUGUUGAUCCUGAAGCAGCGUUGGAUCUCGUCCCUGCAGUUCCAGUCGUUGGACGAGAUCAGCGCCGGCAACGUCUACAUCUUCAACAACAGCCUCCUGUGUUUCUACAACACCGUCAACUGGACGUCACUCUUCAGGACGUCUAGCCAGAAAGUCCUCAUCCGCAACAACCGCGAUCCAAGGGAAUGCACUCAGCAGCGGAUGGUGUGUGACCGGAUGUGUUCGGACGAUGGUUGUUGGGGCCCGGGGCCGGACCAGUGUCUCUCCUGUCGAUAUUUCAGACGAGGCCGCACCUGCAUCGAGUCCUGCAACCUCUUUGACGGGGAAGUUCGUGAAUUUGCCAAUGGAUCCAUGUGUCUGGAGUGUGAUAGCCAAUGUGAGAAGAUGGAUGGGAACACCAUGACAUGUAUUGGCCAGGGCCCGGACCAGUGUGUAAAAUGUCUCCACUUCAAAGAUGGACCCAACUGCGUGGAGAAGUGCCCCGACGGGCUGCAGGGAGCCAACAGUUUCAUCUUCAAAUACGCCAAGGCCAACAAUGAGUGUCAUCCCUGCCAUGCCAACUGUACCCAGGGGUGCGUCGGGCCAAGGCUUCAAGAUUGUGUUGGGAUGAUGGACAGGACACCCCUAAUAGCAGCUGGCAUUAUCGGAAGUCUAUUUAUCAUCGUCAUUCUGGCGCUCAGUGUGGCCGUGUACGUUCGACGCAAAAGCAUCAAGAAGAAGAGGGCCUUGAGGCGAUUCCUAGAGACAGAGCUGGUGGAGGUGCUGACCCCCAGUGGAACGGCCCCUAACCAGGCUCAGCUGCGGAUCCUGAAAGAGACGGAGCUGAAGAGGGUCAAGAUUCUGGGUUCAGGAGCUUUUGGAACCGUCUACAAGGGCAUCUGGGUCCCAGAAGGUGAGACAGUGAAGAUCCCCGUGGCCAUUAAAAUCCUCAACGAGGCCACCGGCCCUAAAGCCAAUGUGGAGUUCAUGGACGAGGCCCUGAUCAUGGCCAGCAUGGAGCACCCCCACCUGGUGCGUCUGCUGGGCGUCUGCCUGAGCCCCACCAUCCAGCUGGUCACGCAGCUCAUGCCCCACGGCUGCCUCCUCGACUAUGUGCACGAGCACAAGGACAACAUCGGAUCGCAGCUGCUGCUCAACUGGUGUGUCCAAAUCGCCAAGGGGAUGAUGUACCUGGAGGAGAGGAGGCUGGUCCACAGAGACCUGGCCGCCCGGAACGUGCUGGUGAAGUCGCCCAAUCACAUCAAGAUCACCGACUUCGGCCUGGCGCGGCUGCUGGACGCUGACGAGAAGGAGUACAACGCAGACGGGGGCAAGGUUGGUAUGCCCAUCAAAUGGAUGGCUCUGGAAUGCAUCCACUACAGGAAGUUCACCCAUCAGAGUGACGUGUGGAGUUAUGGAGUGACCAUCUGGGAGCUGAUGACAUUCGGAGGCAAGCCGUACGACGGCAUCCCCACUCGAGAAAUCCCAGACAUCCUGGAGAAAGGGGAGCGUCUGCCCCAGCCGCCCAUUUGCACCAUAGACGUCUACAUGGUCAUGGUCAAAUGCUGGAUGAUUGACGCAGACAGCAGGCCGAAGUUCAAGGAGCUGGCCGCUGAGUUCUGCAGAAUGGCCCGUGACCCUCAGCGAUACCUUGUCAUCCAGGGAGACGACCGCAUGAAGCUCCCCAGCCCCAAUGACAGCAAGUUCUUUCAGAGCCUUCUGGAUGAAGAGGACCUUGAUGACCUGAUGGAUGCUGAGGAGUAUCUGGUGCCUCGAGGUUUCAACAUGGCUCCUCAGUCGUAUACCACCAGGCCUCGAGUCGACUCCAACAGAAACCAGUUCGGCUAUCGAGACGGUGGUCCAAACCCUGCAGAGGGCUCCGUGGCCGGUGCCCAAGCCUGUGUGAACCAGGAAGCAGCAGGUGGCUCGGCUCCAGCCCUGGAGGACCAGCGCUGCAAUGGGAGCCUGCAUAAAAAGAGCCUGAGCCAGGCUGGGGGAGAGGACAGCGGGGGCCAGAGGUACAGCGCUGACCCCACCAUCUUCCUUGGGGAGAGGACCUCCAGAGGGGACACUGAUGAGGACGGAUACAUGACCCCCAUGAAGGACAAGAGCUCCUCAGAAUACCUGAAUCCCAUUGAGGAGAACCCGUUUGUCUCGCGACGCAAAAACGGAGAGAUCCACGCCUUGGACAACCCAGGCUACCACAGCACACCCAACAGUCAACCCAAAGGAGAGGACGAAUACAUCAACGAACCCCUCUACCUUAACACCUUCCACAGCCCCGCCGAGCUGGGCCUGGAGGCCCUGAGGAGAAAUGGUCUGCCCCUUCCCACCCACCCUCCUUCGUCCAUCUCAGCCACGACCUCAGGCUCCCACCUCCCACUUACUAUCCAGACCAGCUUGCCCCACUACCCGCUCCCCACGGCCCAGCCCUCUCCAUCUGGCAUGCCUUGUCACCACGGCCCACCAACCCACAUCCUCCAUGCUCACCACACCAUCAAACCUGCAGGACAACCUGGUAAUCCAGGUGGCAGCGCCGCCACCCAGAGCCAAACAGGAGCUACUGCCCAAUCCCAGGUGUGCCAGUCAGGUGGCCUGCCCUCCUCGGCCACCAUAGGGCACGGCAGCCUGCCAGCCUACCAGAUCCACGGAACCGCGCAUCCCGCUAGCAUGCUGAAGCAUGGAGGACAGAUGUCAGGGAAGGCCACUGGGAAGAAGCUCAAGGUGACCUUUGACAAUCCAGAAUACUGGCAGCACAGCUUGCCUCCCAAAUCGUCCAACCAGGCGGCCCCCGAUGGCGCCCAGGGUGGGUCCACCAACGCCAAACUCUUCUAUAAGCAGAACGGACACAUACGGCCGGCGGUAGCUGAGAACCCCGAAUACAUGUCGGAGUUUUCCCUGAAAUCUGGCACCGUCUUGCCGCCUCCACCUUACCGACAGCGGAACACUGUGGUCUAGAUCGUUCCACUUGACAAACGUUCCUAAAUCUGACUCCCAACAACCCCCGACAUCCUCUCCGGUUCCACUGUCCCACACAGAGGGGAGCAGACUCAACCAGAGCUGCCCCCAACUCUUUUCAAAUAGCGUGCCAUCUGCUGUAGACCGUAGCAACAUCAGAAGGAGGUGGACCGAACUGAGCCAAGCAGACCCAACUUGGACCGACGCACCUUCUCUAUAUCCAAUCCAGUCCAUUUCUGUUCUGUAGAUAGAGACUGCGCCCCGAGUCACUGAGAACGUAAAGGUUAUGGUAGUU